AUGGUGAAGGCUGGAUUUGCUGGAGACGAUGCUCCCCGUGCGGUGUUUCCCAGCAUCGUUGGCCGUCCUCGUCACCAGGGAGUUAUGGUUGGAAUGGGACAGAAGGAUGCCUAUGUGGGUGAUGAGGCGCAGUCCAAGCGAGGAAUUCUGACCCUGAAGUACCCUAUCGAGCACGGUAUCGUCACCAACUGGGAUGAUAUGGAGAAGAUUUGGCACCACACCUUCUACAACGAGCUUCGUGUGGCUCCUGAGGAGCACCCUGUGCUGCUUACCGAGGCCCCUCUGAACCCCAAGGCUAAUCGCGAGAAGAUGACCCAGAUCAUGUUCGAGACAUUCAAUGUCCCUGCUAUGUACGUCGCCAUUCAGGCCGUGCUGUCACUCUACGCCUCCGGUCGUACCACCGGUAUUGUGCUCGACUCUGGUGAUGGUGUGUCCCACACUGUCCCUAUCUAUGAGGGUUAUGCUCUCCCUCACGCCAUCCUUCGUCUCGAUCUUGCUGGCCGUGAUCUCACGGAGUAUCUGGUUACCAUCCUGACGGAGAGGGGCUAUUCCUUCACCACCUCCGCAGAGAGAGAAAUUGUCCGUGACAUUAAGGAGAAGCUUGCCUACGUGGCCAUUGAUUUUGAGGCUGAAAUGUCCACUGCUCAAAACUCUUCUUCCCUCGAAAAGACCUACGAGCUUCCUGAUGGUCAGGUGAUUACUCUCGGCUCCGAGAGGUUUAGGUGCCCUGAGGUGCUGUUCAACCCGUCCCUGGUUGGUAAGGAAGCUUCUGGAAUCCAUGAGACAUGCUACAACUGCAUCAUGAAGUGCGAUGUCGACAUCCGAAAGGAUCUCUACGGCAACAUCGUGCUCUCUGGUGGUACCACCAUGUUCCCUGGCAUUGCUGACCGCAUGACGAAGGAAAUCACCGCGCUUGCUCCCAGCACCAUGAAGAUCAAGGUCGUCGCCCCUCCUGAGCGCAAGUACAGUGUCUGGAUCGGUGGCUCCAUUCUCGCCUCCCUGUCUACCUUCCAGCAGAUGUGGAUCGCCAAGAGCGAGUAUGACGAGUCUGGCCCCUCUAUCGUGCACAGGAAGUGCUUCUAA
Messenger RNA from Closterium sp. Yama58-4, 1083 nucleotides. The record is from the annotation of a GenBank genome assembly. NCBI's taxonomy places the organism in Eukaryota, Viridiplantae, Streptophyta, Zygnematophyceae, Desmidiales, Closteriaceae.